UCACCAGAUGCACGAGGAAACUAGACCACCAUUGUCACGUCCUGUGGGGUGUGCCGCAGAGAGAGAGAGGCAACAGCUGCGGCCAGGGAAGGAGAAAGCUGGAUCUUAAUUUGGCAUCUCUCUCCUCCAUCUAUCUGCGCACCCACCCAGACAUUACCUCCCUCCCAUCCCCUCUCUCACUCUCUCGUUCCACCACCAAGACUAGGCGGACUGACCGCCCACUGUAAACAGUUGACUAGCGUCGCAACUAAGCGAUGCACCUACAAAACCAGAGCGCAAGCUAUUUCGUUUUUAGCGAAUUUGACGGAUGUCAUUCUUGACAUAUUUUUGUUUCUUUAUGUUUUAAAACGUGACUCUGAAUGUUUUUUUGUUUAGGUAAUGACAAUGUUGGACUGGGUUUUAAUUGCGUAAAGGGAUAUAACCGUUAAAAACGGACGUACUCGCAACAGGCACAUUCUUUGAAGAAAAAACGGACGAAUUCCUUUUUGGGGUGGAUUUUUUGGUGCUUAUUAUUUUCCGCACUGUUUGUUUUAGCUUGAUAGUUUAUCUCAAAAUCGACGAUGGUUCGGAAUAUGGUUGCUAAACUUGCCACCUGAAGAGCCAAAUCUGUGUUUGCAGUCUAGGAAACCGGUGUUGUACGCUUGAGACGAUUGACUUGUCACACAUCACAGAAGACGCGAGGAUCCAGUCACGUCUCUCGGUGACAAGCUUUUUCUAAAGCUUUUAUAAGGAACCAGUAGGCCGUCAUUUUCCAGAACCGAGGUGGGAAAAAAAAUCCAGUCGAGAAAGUGUGGUGUUGUUGUAGACAAGAUAAUCAACAUCCGGCGCGCUGUCAAGAGCGCGCAUAUUCAGGUGGGCAGAGCUAACCCAGCAUCCAUGCUGUCAUUGGACGAGCCACUGGACCUGAAGCUUCGGGGGCGGGUUCGGCUGGGGAAGAGGGGGUGCUCCGCCCCCAUCUGCGCCCCACUCAGCGCCUCACGCCCCCGUUUACUCCGCACACUUUACCCCUCGCCCCCUGCCUCCCCAGGUGGCCCCCCCCGCCCCCAGGACAGCGAAGGCUCCUGCACUCCCCCUGCCAUGGACCUCAGCCUGUCGCCCUGCUCCCGCCAUGCCCCCUCCCCCUCCUGCUCCUCCCCCUCCUUCUCCUCCCCCUCCUCCCCCCCAGAGCCCUCCUCCCCGCAUGGAAGCAGCCCCAUUCCCCACCUCUUCUCCAGGGAAGUUCUUCACUCUCGAUACCUGGAGGGUGGAGCUUCUCCUCAGGGCUUCCAGUUUUUCCUGCCUAUCGGAAACACCGGGGGCGGGUUCAACCUGCCAUCCUCCAUGUUCAUUGGUCAGGCGGGAGAGAAGAGGGCGUCGCCGGAGCCCUCAUCGGAUGAGCAGCUGGCCUGUCGUUGGAUGAGGUGCCACCUGCUGUUCGACUCCCUGCAGGACCUCGUGGAACACAUUAACGACUACCACGUCAAGCCUGAAAAGGAUUCUGGGUACUGUUGCCAAUGGGAUGGCUGUGCUCGUAAUGGGCGGGGCUUUAACGCCAGGUACAAGAUGCUAAUCCACAUCCGCACACACACCAAUGAGAAGCCGCAUCACUGCCCUACCUGUAACAAAAGCUUCUCUCGUCUGGAAAACCUGAAGAUCCAUACCCGCUCACACACAGGGGAAAAGCCCUACGUCUGUCCGUACGAGGGCUGCAGCAAGCGCUACUCCAACUCCAGCGACCGCUUCAAGCACACGCGCACGCACUACGUGGACAAGCCCUACUACUGCAAGAUGUCUGGCUGCCUGAAGCGCUACACGGACCCCAGCUCCCUCCGCAAGCACAUCAAGGCCCACGGACACUUCGUAGCCCAGGACCAGGGCUCCGCGGGCAGGCUGGGGGACCUACUCAAGACCGGGGUCGGCCCGGGCUUCCGUAGGCCUCACGGGGCUCCGGAGCUGCCCUACGUCGGGGGGGCUCAUGUCAUCAUCCCCGGGGGGGGCGCAGCCCUGCUGGGGGGACACGUCCUGUCAGGGCUGGGGGGGGGCUCGCUGCCCCUCUCCGCCCUCUGUCACCUCCCCCAGAGCCUGGACAUGAGCUCACUGGGGCCCCCCGGGUUCUCUCUCCUCUCCCUGAUCGGAGGCGGGGGCCACCUGGGUCUCAGGGGGGACUCUCCCCUGCUGCACUACGGCCUGGGGGCCUCGUCGGUGCUGGGGGCCGUGGGGCUGGGGAGGCUACGCAGGGCGGAGAGCAGGGGGGAGGUGGACGGGGAGGAUGGGGAGGAUGAGGACGGGGGGAGGGGGGAGGCGGCGUUGAACCUGUCCGCGGGGGGCGUGGUGGCAGGUCGGGACCCACUGACCUGGGUGGUGGUGUCUCCAGGGGUGUUGGCCCUGAAACCUGCCGUCGUCAGCUAGGACACACACUCUUCCUCCGGUCGCGCUGUUCCAGCAGUAGACAUUUGUUUUUGUGUGUGCGAGUAUUAUGUGUGGGUGUGUCAACAAAAAAUAUACGACCGACAUUGAGUGUAUCCAAUGCCAAGAUUGGUAGGUGUGUUUGGAUGCGUUUGAAAAGGAUAUGACCUUGUCCAGGCAUGAGCACUGAGGAAGGUUUGAGUCCUGUUUAGCUUUGGGUCACUAAGGACAGUCCUCACAUUUUGUGAAGAGUAUGUAAAACAUUACUGAGGGAAUGACUGCCAGGACUCACUGCUUUUAGGAGAGGGGCCACACUAGCGAUUGGACCACCAUAAUAGCACUUUCAUUGAGAUGUAUACAGUAGUAGUAAAAGUGGAAGAUAGGUCUUCACUCACUCAAACGCACACAUGUGCACAUCCACACGUACAAAACAGGCUUAUCUAGCGUUAUCCAUUCUCAUGAUCUGAUUUUGAAUCAGGUUUGAGAUCAGUCUAAAAGAGAAAAGAAUAUAUCCUGCGUGAUGAUCAAAAAAAUAAAAUAAAAAGAAGACAACUUUGCAAGUCGCCAGGCAUCCCUGUUCUUCCGUGUCCUCCGAGCUCUGUCCUCAACUGAAAAUGGAUCAAAAUGUAAUUAAUGGGUAAACAGAUACAUUUACUGUGGUGUCUAAUCAGUUAAUAUUUAACUUAAUAGAUGCCUUCCUUGUUCCAUUUACUUUACAACUCCCCUCUAAAGUUACAUCUCUGGUUUAAGGUUUAGUCUCUCGUUCUUUUUUUAUCUUUCUCUGUUUCUCUAUCUGUUUGAUGGGAGUUUCCCCAUCUGCUUUCUUGACGAGACAUUUUGUAAUGUUGACUUGUUUCCCCACAGAGGUGGUGGUUUAAUCAGUGACAAGGAUCUUAACCGGACCCGCAUCCCUGUGAUGUGUCAACCCUUUGGGCACCAGGAUCUUGAUACCAAUGCUCGACAUUUGAGGAAAUAACUUAAUUAAAGCAUAACCGGUCAUCAUUUAGAUAAAAAUGAUGACCUGAAUGAAUACUUAAUUUAAAUUAACGACCACAAAGAAAGACAAAAUCUACUUACAUUUUGGAACUGAAAUAAUGUUUAACACCCCUAACUAGAGGCAACUAUAAGAUGAUUGACUUGGGGUGGAUGAAGAUAGAAAAAGCAAAAGAUUCAUGGGGGUCUUGAAGCCCAAAGGGUUAAUAUAAGACAAUGGCCUACCAGGGCCUGUAUCAAAGUUGAAAUUAUAUACAGUAUAGCCUUUUUGCACAUUGAGAUCAUCGUUAUAAGUAUUUCAAAUGUAUGUUUAAGUGCCUUGUAUCACGAACAUGAACGUGACAUGUUAAAUAAAUACACACACAAGUACACAGAAAUAUAAUGUAUGAAUAUAUAUGUAGAUAUUCCUACGAUUGGUGAAACGUUUUUUUUGUUUUGUUUUUACGACGGAGGAUGUGUUAAGAGCAUCCGUUCCAAAGAUAAGUAAUGAUGAGCAAUGGUAGACAUUGUCAUUAAACAAAUUCAUAAACCUCA
Messenger RNA from Osmerus eperlanus (European smelt), 3912 nucleotides. RefSeq names its product GLIS family zinc finger 2a (gene glis2a). Gene Ontology annotation, cellular component: nucleus. Gene Ontology annotation, molecular function: DNA-binding transcription factor activity, RNA polymerase II-specific; RNA polymerase II cis-regulatory region sequence-specific DNA binding. The transcript has 8 exons. Gene Ontology annotation, biological process: regulation of transcription by RNA polymerase II. Bases 877 to 2388 code for a protein of 503 amino acids. NCBI's taxonomy places the organism in Eukaryota, Metazoa, Chordata, Actinopteri, Osmeriformes, Osmeridae. The record is from RefSeq and is a predicted model, not a curated record.